UGACAGUCUGUACUCACCGACAGUCCGUCUCGUUGUUUCUUUAGCCGAAAAUAGAGCACCAUUGAGGGCAGCAGUUGACUGCCAACCGAGUUUCCACGGCAGUCAUGGCGGCGCCGUUAGCCCACUUCGACGAGGACUGGCAGGACUUUAACGAAUUCAAGCCGCCCUCUGAAUCGACCGAUCAGUUAGACCAACUGAACUCAAAUGUGGGCGACGCGUCGGGCCUGGACGAUUGGUCCGACCUGGACAACAGCUUCUCCGGCGAGAUCUGCAGCUUCAAGUCGAUGGAGGACCUCGUCAAUGACUUCGAUGAAAAGCUGACUGUGUGUUUUCGAAAUUACAACACUACGACUGAAAACAUAGCGCCCAUUAAACCUAUCACAGAGGAAAACUUCUUGAAAGACGACGAGGUGUGGAAUGCUCUGACAAAUAACUAUGGCAAUGUCAUGCCUGUGGACUGGAAGACUUCCUACACUCGGUCUCUACACCUUCCCUCCCUCAAACUUACGGAGCAUGAGAAGUUGGACAACCAGUCGUUGGAUCUGUCAGACGAUGAUGAGGAGUUGAGGGAACAGCUGGAUAUGCACUCAAUCAUUGUCCCCUGCAUUAACGACGAGCCGCUAUUCACAGCUGAACAGGUUAUAGAAGAGAUAGAAGAGAUGAUGCAGGAGUCACCAGACCCUGACGAUGAUGAGAGCCCCUCUCAGUCCGAUUUGUCCAUGCUCUCCCAAGACCUCCAUGCUUUGAAGCGCUCUGGCUCUAAUACAAGCUACGAGGAACGGUUGCGUCAGAUGUCCAUGUCAGAGCUGACUGAGACUCUAGACGAAGUGGAGACAGCCAUUCGCCGCUACAGUGAAGAGCUGAUUCAGGCCCUAGCCCUGCGAGAUGAGCUAGACUAUGAAAAAGAGGUGAAGAACAGCUUCAUCUCGCUGCUGAUUGAGGUGCAGAACAGACAAAAGGAACACCGCGAGCUGCUGCGAAAGAAGAAGAAAAUCCGAAGUACGACCACAACAGGGCCCAACGGCCAGAGGACAGCCAGCACGCACAUACCAGGCACACUCCUCACUCUGGAGGAACUCUCCAAUGUCAUUCAAAAUGGCCUCCGUCAAACUUUUGGCUACACAGGAGGGGACAAACAGUACCUAACCACAGUAAUCCCAUAUGAAAAGAAAGCUGGCUCGCCUUCUGUUGAAGACCUCCAGAUCCUCACAAAGAUCCUCCAUGCCAUGAGAGAUGACAGUGAGAAGGUGCCUGCUCUCCUAACAGACUACAUCCUCAAAGCUCUGGUAUGAGAGCGGUGGAACCUGAGUUCUCUGUCCCACGUAAAGUCAGUGGCGAGACUUCUCCGGAGCCACCCGACAAGCCAGCAGAGGAGGGUUCUGGUAAUUUGGAAAUACCCAAAAUAGUGGAUUAAAAUCCAGACCUUCCUUCCUUCCUCUUCAGUUUUCUCAUCAUAGACUUUUGUUCCUUGUGCUAUUUUGUACUUUUCCACUGUUUUUAAGUUUUAAACUCUAGAUAUGAUUCUUAGUCUGUAUAGCUAUAUUUUCUCCAUUUGUAAUCUUUUACAUUUUUUUAAUGCUUGGAAGCUGCAUCCCUUUAAUUCUGACUUCAUGAUGAUUUGUCCGUGGAUGCCAGUAAUCAGUGUUAGUCUGGACACCUCAGUGAUUUGCCUGACUUGAAAGCAUCAGGGAAACAACAUGGUGCUUUUUCAGUUCUGUGGGCGCCAUCAGCAGGCCUCGAGGGGAUCUGCAGCCUAGUCUGUUUUGAAUCUGUGUAGCUGUCUGGCAGGGGAAAAACAUCCUGGCAGAAUCUGUGAAUCUCUAAGUGCCAGGCAUGUUGUUAUCAAGCAUAAAUCCUGUUUAUUACUAUUAUUAUUAUGUUAUUUUUUUUUUAAAGAAACUUUGAUUUAUUGCACAUGACAUUUUAGUUGCAAGACUUUUGCUUGCUAAGAAUCAAAACCCCUUUAAUUUAAACAUCCAAAAUCAUUGGCUUCUGUUGUUGCAUGUUUGUUUUGGGUUAAAUGCUCAGUAUAAGCUGUAAGUUGAAUGUUUAAAAUGAAAUAUUUUGUACGAUUGAGAGAAAUUGCACAGUUUUGAGAACUUUUUGUUAUUUGAAAAAGGGACGAAAGUGAUACGACUUUAGAAAGUGAUGGCUGGAUGAACAGACGUGUAAAGCAUAUUUUUGGAUAAGAGAUUUUUAGCAAGAUUAGAGACUUUGUAAUCAUUUUGUAAAUGUUGUCCAUUGACUGCUGUGUCCUCAAAUAAUGACCCCAACCCUGACAACAGCAUCACCUCCACAUUAGUCAUCAUUUCAUGAGCCUGCAGAUACCUCCUGUUUCCUUAUGGCAUUAAUAGAAAAUCAUUUGUUUGUAUUGUUAGUUAGAAGGUGUUAAGUUUACUUCAGGUUUGAUUAUUGUGUAUAAAACCAUUUAGUUGUGGGUGUUUCUAUCUGGUAGGUCUAUGACUUUAAUAUUGUAGGGAUCUUGUGGUAGCACUUUGUCAGUGAUCUGGUCAUGUAGUCGUUGGAUACUACACAGUACAUCUCAUUAGAUUAAUGUUAGAUCAUUACCAGCAUCAGAAUGAAGGCAUGUUGCCAUGUUUCCCACAUUAAGUAUAAGAAUUCAAACCACCUUAAAGGGACUCCACUGAUUUUACAUAAGAACUAAUCAACCUG
Messenger RNA from Melanotaenia boesemani (Boeseman's rainbowfish), 2673 nucleotides. Its product is annotated as fasciculation and elongation protein zeta-2-like. The transcript is spliced from 11 exons. Gene Ontology annotation, cellular component: cytoplasm; axon. Bases 105 to 1292 code for a protein of 395 amino acids. NCBI's taxonomy places the organism in Eukaryota, Metazoa, Chordata, Actinopteri, Atheriniformes, Melanotaeniidae. The record is from RefSeq and is a predicted model, not a curated record.